CAAGACGCAGCAGCUGGCUUGCCUGUUUGUGAGAUGUUUCCCGAACUGACUCAUGCAAUCUUGAUGGAACUUACCAGGAAGAUCCUAGUUGAGAUCGGAUGAUUUGCAUUUCGAUAAGAUCCCUGAUAUAUUUAUGCGCCGCCUACCAAAGGCGUAAGCGUACUGAAAAACAGCGGGUUACGCAAACAUCGGAUAGCCGUGAUUGACAGUCUCACAUCGUUAUCGCUGAAUCUUCUCAUAAAUAGCGCAUUGCAAAUGACAAUAUUAGAAGGCACUGUUUCUUUCUGAGAUUUAUUGCUGUUGCUUGGAAGAUUGACGCAAGGAUAUCGUGAAUAUGUGCACGAUUCAAUAGCAGCGUGCUAUAUACCCAUAAUCACUGUUAAAUGUGGAAAGAUACAGGGAAAACAUAUAAGAGGAAACGUAUAAAAAUAUAAAUCCGCAUAAACUUCCAUAGCUUAUUUGUUAUUUGUCUGUUAUAUUUUUGUUUAGCGAGUUGUUUUUACGAAGAUAUUGAAGAUAAAUAUUGUUCUGAUAUUUAGUGGAAUGUAAAUGAAAAAAUAGAGCAACAUAUAUAGCUCGGUAAUUGGUUCCGAAAACAAUUAAAAUUUUGAGUAAACAAUUCUUCACUGAUCACCCUGUGUAACCAACGAACGAUAAAAAUUGUACAAAAUGGAAAAGAAACAGGUAUUGGCGAGCGAUACGAGUCUCCCGGAUCCUUUGAAUGUUUUUGUGAAAAAAAUUGGAAGAAGAAUCCAUGACCCGGAAGGUAAAAGCAAAGAAACUUUGAAAGAACUGUUGAUGACAAAUUUAAUGCCUAAUCAACACCAACCGACAUGUUUACCUUAUACAACAAACUUAGAAAUAUGUGAUGAAAUAAAUGGUAAAGUUGAGGAUUCUUCUGAAAACAAUAAGGACAAAGAUAAUGAUAAGCAGGUUGAAGAAACGAUAAAACCCGGGAUUGAACCUAUCAAAGAGGAAGAGGAUGAAUCAGAAUGUUCUUCUAGUGACAUGGAUGAAAUAGAAUUGUCUUUUGAUGGUAAAUGGUUGAGGGAUCAUUUGCAAUUACCACUGAAAAUGGCGAUUAAAGAAUUGGUCGCGAAGAAACCGUACGACCCAGUUAAUUACCUUGGAUUUUGGUUGAUGCAUUAUAAAAGAUGUCAAGAGCGUAAUCAAUGGCGAUUAGAGAAAGAUCAAGAGCUUAAUUAUCUUCGAUCAGUGAUCCGAGAACCAAUACCGGAAGUGGAGGAAUCUAUUCCUGUAGACAUGGGAGAAGAAGAAGAGGAAACUAGGGACUGGAAUUUUGAACAUUACAACAUAAUGUGAUCGUAAAUUUUUACUAAAUUAGUAUUUUAUUCUUUUGCUAAUUACACUAGGAAUAUUUUCAACAACUUUUACGAUUCAUUUGUUGUUUAAUCGCCAGGUAAGGUAUAAGAUAAAAUUUUUAAAUUCAAGCGUAUUUGAUACAAAAUUGAUAGUAAAUAUUCAGUAACAGAGUUAUCAGAUCAAUUAUAAAAGUGUCGGUUAUAAUAACGAUACAAACAACAAAUAGUAGCCCGUUUAAAAUCAAUCAAAGGGUUAAAAGCAUCGUUAGAAAUGAUUUUACGAUGUAGUGCACGACGAGUAAACAUCAGUGGGUUGAUUCUCAACCUUUUAUCGAUAUUAUUCUGUUUGCCUCGACGUGGUUUACAUUGGUUUGAUCCACUUAUUGAACGAAUAGGUCGCUGUCUGACCAUAGGAUACUUUUCACCCCUUAAAAUCGACAGGAAGUCGCGUUGAAAGUUCGAUAGAUCGUUUCCAGGUGUCUCGACGUUCGACGAGACUCGGGUUUCGGCUACGUUCGUUCGGGUUCGUGUAUUUCCGUGUUCGGGUCGCGGUUCCCAUGCGAAGCUGCGCUCAGUUCGAAUCGCGCAGCCGCUAGUUGUAGUUCCGUUCGCGGUUAACGAAAAUACCGUCGAAUAUCGUGCGUUGUAACACGCGAGGAAGAACAUUUCGAUUUUCCGGCGGCGACUCUUUUUCCAGACAUGAGGAGUAUCGGCUAGCGAAAGAAUGACGUUGGCGUGGGGCGACGCGAACGGUGCAGCGAGACACGCGUUCUAUGUCAUUCAAUUGUUAUUGACGCAAGGGUUGGUUGCGCGGCCAUGGCAGUCGUCGGGUCAGCGGUUUAAUCGUCAGAUGGCGCGGUGUUCGUUUCGGUCCACCCUGCCUGCGCUGGAAUGCCCUCAACGAGGAGCCUCUCGAAGCUGUCGUCUUUCGUGGAGCUUUUUUCCACGCCACGAUCAGGUGACCGGGCCGAGGCCCUUUUUCGACCCUACAAACCGUGCCCACGUCGUUAGGGAUCAGCCGUGAAGGGACGCGAAUCCGUGAAAAGGAACGCGUCGACCCGCCAGCCUUGUGGUCCACUUAACGCGUAGGUAGUGUGUUGUGUUGUGCACCAAAAGGCGGUUCCAGUGCACUCGACUCGAUCUCAAUCUUCGCCAUUUUACGGUCUCGAUAAUUUGUGAUCCCGUUCAAGAUUCGUGCCUACCCUUCGCGCGAUUUCGAAGCUGUCCACACGGGGGUUGUUAACCGAGGGAAGUGGACGAGGCCGCGAAGGGGAUCGUGUUAAAGCGGAACACGGGAGUGUCGUCCACCAUUUUGGCUGCGCGAGGUUAUUCGAUGCGUGCACCAUUCCCGUCGUACCUUCGCUGUUUUCGCGUAUGCCCUCGUGAAGUAUCCUUCGCGAUGUCCACGAGAUUAUCCGCCGACUCGAGGGACGAUCGGGAACGGUGUUUCGAGAGGUAAUUGGGAAUAAAAUGAUACGGUAAAAUCGUCGUUUAAAUGGAGCAAGGCGAGGGGCUGUUUUCAUCGUCACCAUCUCGACGCUGUCAGCUGGUGUCCUAGUGACAGUGUUGAAAAUUGACAGUGAUCGUAAAAACCCUAGAUCGGUGUACCGUGGAAGCUAGCGGAAGUAACGCGACCCGACAAUAAUACCCAACAUUCUGGAUACGAAACGAAAGGGUAAAAAACGAUGUCGCUCGAAAGUGGGUUACCAUAAGUGCCGUCCCUGUUGUUGGU
Molecule: messenger RNA, 3054 nt
Organism: Osmia lignaria (orchard mason bee)
Lineage: Eukaryota; Metazoa; Arthropoda; Insecta; Hymenoptera; Megachilidae
Source: RefSeq, a predicted model, not a curated record